Globicephala melas (long-finned pilot whale) is the source of this 2095-nucleotide messenger RNA. RefSeq names its product histone deacetylase 1 (gene HDAC1). NCBI's taxonomy places the organism in Eukaryota, Metazoa, Chordata, Mammalia, Artiodactyla, Delphinidae. Gene Ontology annotation, cellular component: nucleus; NuRD complex. The record is from RefSeq and is a predicted model, not a curated record. Gene Ontology annotation, biological process: negative regulation of transcription by RNA polymerase II. Gene Ontology annotation, molecular function: histone deacetylase activity.
GGGUCUGACGCUGAGCGGAGCUGCCGGCGGGCGGGAGGGUGGACGGACAGACUGACGGGAGGGACAGGAGGCGAGCAAGAUGGCGCAGACUCAGGGCACCAGGAGGAAAGUCUGUUACUACUACGACGGGGAUGUUGGAAAUUACUAUUAUGGACAAGGCCACCCAAUGAAGCCUCACCGAAUCCGCAUGACUCACAAUUUGCUCCUUAACUAUGGUCUUUACCGAAAGAUGGAAAUCUAUCGCCCUCACAAAGCCAAUGCUGAGGAGAUGACCAAGUACCACAGUGAUGACUACAUUAAAUUCUUGCGCUCCAUCCGCCCAGAUAACAUGUCUGAGUACAGCAAGCAGAUGCAGAGAUUUAACGUUGGUGAGGACUGUCCGGUAUUUGAUGGCCUCUUUGAGUUCUGUCAGCUAUCUACUGGUGGCUCUGUGGCAAGUGCCGUGAAACUUAAUAAGCAGCAGACGGACAUCGCUGUGAAUUGGGCUGGGGGCCUACACCAUGCAAAGAAGUCCGAGGCAUCUGGCUUCUGUUACGUCAAUGAUAUCGUCUUGGCCAUCCUGGAACUGCUAAAGUAUCACCAGAGGGUGCUGUAUAUUGACAUUGAUAUUCACCACGGCGAUGGCGUGGAAGAGGCCUUCUAUACCACAGACCGAGUCAUGACUGUGUCCUUUCAUAAAUAUGGAGAGUACUUCCCAGGAACUGGGGACCUACGGGAUAUUGGGGCUGGCAAAGGCAAGUAUUACGCUGUUAACUACCCGCUCCGAGAUGGGAUUGAUGACGAGUCCUAUGAGGCCAUUUUCAAGCCGGUCAUGUCCAAAGUAAUGGAGAUGUUCCAGCCCAGUGCAGUCGUCUUACAGUGUGGCUCUGACUCCUUGUCUGGUGAUCGGUUAGGUUGCUUCAAUUUGACCAUCAAAGGGCACGCCAAGUGUGUGGAAUUUGUGAAGAGCUUCAACCUGCCUAUGCUGAUGCUGGGAGGAGGUGGCUACACCAUUCGUAAUGUCGCCCGGUGCUGGACAUACGAAACAGCUGUGGCCCUGGACACAGAGAUCCCUAAUGAGCUUCCAUACAACGACUACUUCGAAUACUUUGGACCAGAUUUCAAACUUCACAUCAGUCCUUCCAAUAUGACUAACCAGAACACUAAUGAGUACCUGGAAAAGAUCAAACAGCGACUGUUUGAGAACCUGAGAAUGCUGCCCCACGCGCCUGGGGUCCAAAUGCAGGCCAUUCCUGAGGAUGCCAUUCCAGAGGAGAGUGGCGAUGAGGAUGAAGAAGACCCUGACAAGCGCAUUUCAAUCUGUUCCUCGGACAAACGAAUUGCCUGUGAGGAAGAGUUCUCCGACUCUGACGAGGAGGGAGAAGGCGGUCGCAAGAACUCUUCCAACUUCAAAAAAGCCAAGAGAGUCAAAACAGAAGAUGAGAAAGAGAAAGACCCAGAAGAGAAGAAAGAAGUCACAGAAGAGGAGAAAACCAAGGAGGAGAAGCAAGAAGCCAAAGGGGUCAAGGAGGAGGUCAAGUUGGCCUGAACAGACCUCUCCAGUUCUGGCUUCUUGCCAAGUUCCCCACCUUUAUCCCACAACCCCUCAGAUUUUAUAUUUUCUAUUUCUCUGUGUAUUUAUAUAAAAAUAUAUUAAAUAUAAAUAUCCCCAGGGACUAGACAGGAACCAGGGCCCUGAGCUCAGGGCACACGUGUUAGGUGAGCUUUUCUAGUAGCUGCCUUGCCACCCAUCCCUCCCGAACUCUUUAAUUUUGAACCAUAACGGAUGCCAGGUCUGGGUGGAAGGGAUACACUUAAAGCAGCCAUAGGACAAAAUCUUGAAGUGCCUGCUUUGAAAAGGUGCCCUUAUUGAGCAUUUUAGAAGGGGUGGCUGGGUCUUCAGGGACUCCCUGUUGUUCUCAGGCUCUUGUCAUCAGCCAUUCUUAGAUUGAUUCUGUUCUCAUACCUUCCCACUGGCCCCCAGUGAGCCAAGAAACUCACACUGCCUGCCCUCUCUGUCCUCCCCCCAAUUCUGCAGAUGAAGAUUGGUAGUCUAGUUUCCUUUUUGAGAUACUAUUUUCAUUUUUGUGAGAAUCUUUGUAAUAAAAUGGUACAU